UCCAAGCAAGCAGGCCCCGUUGACCCGGCAACCUCCGGCGAGCCGCCGUUGACCACCAUCGAUCUCAUCCCUAAUCCCCAUGGCAUGAUCCGUGGAACACCAACAACAGCAGCACAAGCAGUAGCAAAGCAGAUCAACCAAGCUUCUCCUCCUCUGUUCCUUCCCGCCAUGGAAUUGCCUGCAGCCAAGAGGCAGCCCAGCAUCAGCAUCACCGGCAGCAGCCUAAGCGGGUACAGCAAGGCCUCUUCUACCUCCUAUGGUGACGGGUACCCUGCCUACCGGCGCCAGGCCUCCUCGUACAGCGCGCCGGCUUCGCAGAUGAGCCGGAGCUCGACGACUCGCAGCAGCAGCUCGUCCUUCAGGGUCGCCGCGCGGGGCGUCGCCGGCGUGUUCAGCGGUUGCUUCGUGCCCCGGGUCAGGAAAGCCAAGGCCGAUGAAGAACGGGAGACUUCUCUUUCCCACGGGAGCAGAAGCAAAUCGGGCAAUUCUCACUCUCAGGGCAGCAGGAGUGCAGGCUACCAUGUCUCCACAGAUUCAGCAGGAAGAGGCAGGGACAGUUCAGAAGUACUCACCGUUGCGGACAUCUCCAACGCGACCUCGAACUUCAGCGAGAAGAACUUGGUGAGGCAGGGAGGUUCCGGCAGCGUCUACAGAGGCACGCUCAAGGACGGGUCACAAAUCGCCGUCAAACGUGCCAGAAAGUUAGGCGGCGGCCGGAAUCUGUCUACUGAACUUGGCAGGGACCUCGGAACGCUCCAGAAGAUGGAGCACCCGAACCUCGUGAGGUUCCUCGGAUCAGUCGAGCAGAAGGACGAGACGCUGAUGGUCUUCGAGCAUGUCGACAAUGGCUCGUUGAGGGAACACUUGGACGAGUCUCGGGGAACCGGAUUGGAGCUGGCGCAGCGGCUCAACGUGGCCAUCGACGUGGCUCACGCCAUCACGUACCUUCACGAGCACGCGGGGCGGGCGGUGAUCCACCGGGACAUCCGGUCGUCGAACGUGCUGCUGACGGGGGCGCUGGCGGCGAAGGUGGCCGGCGGGUUAGGGUUCGGGCUCGCGGCGGCGGACGGCGGCGGCGAGGGCUUGGACCGGGCCGCGGCCGGGUACGUGGACCCGGAGGAGCUCCUGGGGGCGGCCCAGCCCACGGACAAGAGCGACGUCUACUCCUUGGGCGUCCUCCUCGUGGAGCUCGUCACCGGCCGCGCCCCCAUCGAGCGCCGCCGCAACCUCGACCCCCGCGACACCACCAAAUGGGUAAGAGAUCUAAUCGGUGGCGCUCGAUUCCUGAUUUUGCUGUGGAGGAUGGACGAUUGUGUUACAGCGGCUGGAUACUUGGAUGCGAUGUUGGGUGCAGGCGUUGCAGAAGUACAGGGGAGGGGACGCGGUGGUGGCCAUGGACCCGAGGAUGAGGCGGAGCCCGGCGUCGGUGGCGGCGGUGGAGAGGAUGCUGGCGCUGGCGGAGCGGUGCGUGGCGCCGGCGAGGAGGGAGCGGCCGCCGAUGCGGCAGUGCAGGGAGACCCUGUGGACCGUGCGGAGGGAGUUCCACCGGAGGCAGGAGGAGCCGCCGCGGCAGGAAGCACCGGCCGCCGACGGACACAGGAACUCCGAGUGGGUGAGCCGAUGAUAUAUGCCCGCGGCGCGGCCUCAAGUAAAGGCAACUCGUGAAGAGAGCCAGUAGUCUCUGAAAGUUACUGUAAAUUUUGACUAGCGAAAGGCAGGUAGUACAUAUUUAGACAGAUUGGUGGACAUCUCUAAGCACAGAAAAGAAAAGCUUGUAAAGUGAGAAUUUAUCUUGGGCAAAGGAAACGAUCGUUGCGAUAUGCAUUGCGACGGAUUUUGUUUCGUUGAAACAGAUGGCGGUAUUGCUGCAAUAGUUUAGAUCUUAUAUUGC
Messenger RNA from Brachypodium distachyon (stiff brome), 1891 nucleotides. Its product is annotated as calmodulin-binding receptor-like cytoplasmic kinase 2. Bases 85 to 1665 code for a protein of 526 amino acids. Gene Ontology annotation, cellular component: plasma membrane. Lineage: Eukaryota; Viridiplantae; Streptophyta; Magnoliopsida; Poales; Poaceae. The transcript is spliced from 4 exons. Gene Ontology annotation, biological process: protein phosphorylation. Gene Ontology annotation, molecular function: protein tyrosine kinase activity; ATP binding. The record is from RefSeq and is a predicted model, not a curated record.